AACAGCCUCUCGUCCUACUUGCAGGGAGUAAAUAUGGAGCGUGACGGCAAAAAUCAGGCCGGCCUGGUAACUGUUGUCACGACGACGCCCGACUGCGCCGCAGUCUGUGACUCUAUCGGGGCUAACGGUGAAGUGAAUACCUCAUGGCUAGACACGGUUGCCGGGGGCCGAGUCGCCAAGCGCAUCAGCCUCCUCGACCUGCUGCCACUAAGCGAGGACGGAGGGUAUCCGUGCGCUCGGUUCGACGUCUGCCCGAUCGCCGGCAGCCCGGGACGCAUGAACUGUUUCGUGAGCAGAGGCGAAGCAGACGCGUCCUCGGGCUCCAAGGAAGACAGCAUCAUCUGCAGGCGCUUCCACAGUGUUGAGGUGCUGGUGGGGUCCAGUCUGGGUCAUUCAACUGACAUCCGCAUUCUCGGAAGGCGCUGCGACCGAACACCAACCUGUGCUUGA
Molecule: messenger RNA, 450 nt
Organism: Protopolystoma xenopodis
Lineage: Eukaryota; Metazoa; Platyhelminthes; Monogenea; Polystomatidea; Polystomatidae
Source: the annotation of a GenBank genome assembly